GAGAGCGGGAAUUGCCGGGGUGGCAGUGCCAGGAUGGCCACAGCGGGGCCAGAGCCGGUAGCCACCGGCACCGAGCCCCAGCGGGAAGGGACCAGCCCAGAGCUCCCAGCGGAGAAGCUCCUUUCUUUCCCUGCAGCCAUGGCACAGCACAGGCCAGGCCCACACCGGAUCCACAGGGAACACCCCAUGGGAAAGCAGCGCCAAGGCCGCGGAGCCGGCGGACGCCAGCGACGUCAUCCGCGGGCUGAUCCGGGAGCUCUCAGACCUCAACCGCCUGGCCAUGGGAGCCCGCCGGGGGCUGGAGCUGCUGAGGAGGCCGAAGGCACGGCGUGGCCGCAGGGCGGCGCCCGCUGGAAGCCGCUGGAAAGAGGGGUAGGGACGCCAGGAGCAAUUAAUAAUAAUUAUCAUUUAUUGAUGGGAACAGCGGGAAUAAACCAAGCUUCGUCUGGAGAAUGGUUCCAGCACUCACUACCGGGGUCUUCACGCCGUCGUGGGUGA
Messenger RNA from Onychostruthus taczanowskii (white-rumped snowfinch), 498 nucleotides. RefSeq names its product break repair meiotic recombinase recruitment factor 1 (gene BRME1). Gene Ontology annotation, biological process: double-strand break repair involved in meiotic recombination. The coding region runs from base 34 to 498 and encodes 154 amino acids. The record is from RefSeq and is a predicted model, not a curated record. NCBI's taxonomy places the organism in Eukaryota, Metazoa, Chordata, Aves, Passeriformes, Passeridae. The transcript is spliced from 4 exons.